Messenger RNA from Zychaea mexicana, 998 nucleotides. RefSeq lists its product as uncharacterized. NCBI's taxonomy places the organism in Eukaryota, Fungi, Mucoromycota, Mucoromycetes, Mucorales, Lichtheimiaceae. The coding region runs from base 57 to 806 and encodes 249 amino acids. The transcript is spliced from 4 exons. The record is from RefSeq and is a predicted model, not a curated record.
GAUAAACAGGAAGGUCGCAGGUGCUGGGCCCACUUUUUGUUUUGCUUUUCUUUGACAUGGGUUUUUGGAACGUGUAUAAAUUCGGCAUGAAUCUUUUCUUAUUUUCCAUUAACUGUCUUUCUUUCCACACACAGACACACACACACAGACACACAUACUCAUUACUGUCUAUAUAUCCUCCAAUGUCAACUUCACCUAAAGCAGAAGCAGAAGCAGCACCAGCAGCAGCGGCAAAAGAAGACCAUCACAAAAGAGAUACGUUGGUAGAACAAUACAGCCAUAAUGAAGAGGAGCAUGGUCAUAUCCAGUUGCAACGGGUGGUUGUGGUGUCGAUCGAUCCAAACUCGGCGGAAUACGUUUUGAAUUGGGCACUCAACAACUUUAUUCAACCUGAUCAGGAUUUGGUCGUACUCGUACAUGUUCGGGUCUUGGACAUUCCUAUGGCACCCUAUGUUGAUUCCACUGGUUAUAUGGACGAUAUAGCCGAGGAACGGAAGGAGGAAAGCCAUGAUUUACUCAAGACGUAUGCCAGCAGGCUUUGGCACAAGCAGAUCGCGUGCAAGGCCAUUUCAAUGAUUGGCGAUCCAAAAGCCGAACUUGUUCGCAAAGUAAAGGAUACUCAUGCUGAUGCUCUAAUCAUGGGCUCACGCAACUUGGGCACGAUCAAAAGAACGUUGUUGGGAAGUGUGAGUGACCACUGCGUUCACCAUGCACCGUGCGCUGUCAUUAUUGCCAGAUCACCUGACGAUGAAGACAAGUCGUCUCGUCGUAGAUCGAUCUUGUCCCGCAUUACUUCCUCUUCCUAAAUGACACACAUUGUUUUUUAUUGCUUACACGCUUCACACUCUUGCUUCCUACGUAAUAAUCAUCCCCCACCCCGCACACACAUAUUGAUGUAGUUAGUAAAUAUACAUACUCUCAGUCAAUUUUUUUAUAUAUAUUAAUUCUUUUUCCAAUAAAAUAAAGGCGUACUCACUUUUUCUCUCGACAUGCUUGUU